UCUUCAAGGUCCAAUUUUGGCAAUGCUGGCUCACCCUGUUCCCCAUGGAAAUCCCCAGAUGAGUGGGAGCUGGUGCAAUGGUUGUGUCGGAGUGAGCUGUCGCAAUCAGAAAUAAACAAAUAUCUGCAACUCAAUGUGCGCAGCCUUGGCCUGUCCUUCUCUUCAGCAAAAGAGAUGUAUGCAAUCAUCCGAGCCUCACUUCCCAAAGGACCCCCCUUCCAACAUGCCACAAUUACACUGAAAGAUGCUCCCGAUGAGCAUCAUGAGCUCUAUUUCAGAGAUAUAAUGGCAUGCACAGCGUUGCUCUUCAGUAAUCCUGACUACCAAGAACAUAUAGAUUACGAACCUGAAGAACUCUUU
Molecule: messenger RNA, 360 nt
Organism: Cantharellus anzutake
Lineage: Eukaryota; Fungi; Basidiomycota; Agaricomycetes; Cantharellales; Hydnaceae
Exons: 2
Source: RefSeq, a predicted model, not a curated record